Spodoptera littoralis (African cotton leafworm) is the source of this 1629-nucleotide messenger RNA. The record is from the annotation of a GenBank genome assembly. NCBI's taxonomy places the organism in Eukaryota, Metazoa, Arthropoda, Insecta, Lepidoptera, Noctuidae.
AUGACAGAGGAAGUAGACAGAAGACAUGGCGUGAAUGGUAACAGCAGCAGUAAGGGUGCGAAUGAGGAUGCUCCUGUGAACAGUUCUGCUCUCACUGCUACUGGUGGGAGGCUUAAGUUUUUCAAAGAUGGAAAGUUUAUUCUGGAGUUGGUGCGCGGGUGCGCACGAGAAGGCGAACGUGCUGGCUGGGUGUCGGUGCCACGUAAGACGUUCUGGCCGCCGGCCGCCGCGCCGCCCACGCCACCCGCAGCUGCGCACCCGCCCUCCGCCUCGCUGUCUGUCUCUGACGACAACAGCUCCGUGCAGUCUUCGCCGUGGCAGCGCGACCACUGCUGGAAGCAAACUGCACCGCGCAGAAACAUUUCCAAAGAGUUAGCCAUGUACUACUGCCGACCCAGCACUCUGCAUACCGCCGCUAUCGAGGUGGCCAGCCGGCUUAAGCGAAGGAGACCGUAUGACACCACUCACCUGGAUGGAAUCGUAAAUGGGACUAAUUCCAGGAAAACAUUAACCAAUGGAGUUAAUGAUAAAAAGAAUGGCGACGUUGGAUCGCCAGACAACAGGGCAUGUCGGAGCGAUGACGUUGUCGACGGCACUGGACCGAAAGUAAAGACCAACUCUGAUGACGAUCGAUGGACUGAUUACGAUCGAGAAAAAUACUAUCACAUGAAACUAAAGAAACCGUAUCAGUAUCGUAAGUUAAGGGUUUAUAAAAAGACGAAACCUGCGCUAAGACGUAAGGAAUUGACUAAAACGAUAAAUAAACUUCGCGAUAGAAUUUCUUCUCUACCUGUGCCUGUUAAUGCUAAAUUAGCAAACUGCAGGCAGGAGCAUAUGAUGGUGUCUCCGAGAAAACGCAUUCUCCGAGAGUUGGAACGAGUAAGUCUUGAAGACCAGAGUAUGAAACGUCGAGCAAAAACAGUGCCCGCUUUAAGUACAGCUUCAUAUCCACCGUCACCUGGUCCUAGCCACACCACGCACAAACCAGUCGUUGAGACGCCGAUACGAUCACAUAAUGGUACGGCAGCACCACGGAAAGAGACGCCAAGUCAUGUUUCCAAGAACGUUAGCAGUUAUAGUAUACACUCUCUUUUAAGUAUGCCAGACGACAGCCCAACAAGGAGGUCUCCAGAGGCGAAGCGGUCUCCGCACUCGCAUCCACCGUCCUUGAAAACCGAGUCACCAUCGAGUGUAAACUCGCCAGAUUUGAGUCCCAGCCCAGAUAAUUACCGUUACCGGUACUCCGCGCUGAUGGGCUCACCAGGCCAGGGUGGGCUAGCACGUGACUCACCUACGCCGCCACUGGAGCUAGCUCGCUACCGGGCGCCCUACCCGCCGCCCACCUCGCCGUACGGCGUGCGGCAGUGGGGCGGUGUAAGCGUGGGCGCGCAAUACCGUGGAUCGCCAGCACGCGACGAGUGGGGUCGGGACAUGGCUUACAUGUACCCGUAUUCUUACAUGGGCCCUCAUUUAUAUCGCACACCGCCGCCGCCGCUCUGGAUGCAGUAUCCCAUGUCACCCGGUGUGCCGCCGGGCCCUUGGGCUCCACUGGCGAUGCCGCUUACCAACGACCACAUACCUAAAGAUGAACCUACUUCAGAUUUGCCGCUCAAUUUGUCGAAACACUGA